This is a messenger RNA of Histoplasma capsulatum G186AR, 348 nucleotides long. RefSeq lists its product as uncharacterized. Bases 1 to 348 code for a protein of 115 amino acids. The record is from RefSeq and is a predicted model, not a curated record. The transcript has 3 exons. Lineage: Eukaryota; Fungi; Ascomycota; Eurotiomycetes; Onygenales; Ajellomycetaceae.
AUGCGCAUGUCCCAGAGCAGACCCUCGGGAAUACCUCCAACCCGCUUGGUCGUCCCAAAGUCCCUCUCACCCCUUGACCUUGCUCAAGAGUGGAUUCCUCGAUGGAGAUUUGAGACCCAUGGUAGUCAUGGAAGUGGAGACGCUACGAAUUUCGUGGUCUCGGGAGUAGUUUGUAGCGAGUUACGACAUGAAGGCAUAAACAGGCUCAUCAAAACCAACUCAAUCCAGCAAUAUCGAAGCCUAUGUUCCAUGCCCAUGCAGAGCUUAAUCUCUCAAAGCGGCCCAGAUCGGCUGUUCUCAGCGGAGAGAUGCUGGCUGUGGGUUGAGCAGUUGGAGACGAGCGAUUAA